ACCCGCCUCUUUCUCCGGCCGGAAUCCACGGUUCCGAGCCGGGGGGCGCUCUCUGCGGUCUCCGCUAUAGAUACCUUGAGUAUGCGCUCCCCGAACGCGAACGACACAAGGCAGCCGGAUCUGCAUAGCGUGUGGUAGUGUUUGACCCAACCGUCUUCGCUUUCUGCAUAUCCUCAGCACAUACCGCAUCCGACCGAAAUGCCGAUGUUCCCCGAAGACGAUCAGGGCCAGGAGGAGAACCCGGCGAGGCCUGCCUCACAGUACUCCGAUACCGCGCCCAUCCCGAUCCAGACACCGCCGGGGAUGGACAGAUGGCUCGGCCGGCGCCUCUCGGAGGAGAGCAUCCGGACUGAGUUGUGCGAAGGGCUGGUGCUGGACACCCCGCCCCGGCCAGCCACUCCGAAGCAGGCUGUAGCUCACCCCGUGUCUGACCGCGCCGAACUCAUCGAGCGGCUCAAGCGAGGCGAGAGUCCGACCUGGGUCCCCAACCGCCAUCUUGAGUCUCUAUUCCAUCGGGAUAACGCCUCUCCGCCACCUCCCCGCACGCCUCAGCCGGCCAACUCAGCUUCGCCGGGCUUGUUGCCUGCGCCCACUAUCACCCCCGAGAGACAGGAUGUGAACCAGGCCCAACAGGCCACCGGGUCUCCUCUGCAGGAAGGACUAAGCAUUGAACGGCCGCGGUCAGCUCUACACAGCGGCAACUUCACGCCCGUGGAGCUGUCGGCAGAUUCUGGAAGCCGCGAGGAUGCUCUCUGUCAUGACCAUGGGGGCCGACUCCGCCAGGUCCGCACGGAAUGGAUGAGCACUUCCCCCCCGAGGGACUACGCACCUUUCAGCUUCGCGCAGGACGCAUCCAGUUACAGGAGGGAGGCGUUCAGGACCUCGGGCCCUUCGUCGUGGAGCUCUCCCCCGUCGUCGGGCUUUGUCUAUAAGCCCCCGACGAGCCCGCUGGUGCAGUCAGAGAGCAACGACGAACUUGACUUGGCGCUCCCGUUGAACAGCUUCAAUAUCGACACCGACAGUCCCCGAAGUUCUCGGCGGCACACGCUCAAUUUUGCCCACUCGCCCUUGGGCAACGCCAGCCAGAGGCGGUCCCCUUUUCGCCGCGAGCCCGCUUACCCUUACCAGGCACAUCAGCCGCGGCGGUCUCUGAACUCGACGCCCAACUUCUUUCCGGGGACCUCUCCGCAGACCCCCGGCUUCUUGCGGCCCCGGCGGCCGUCGUUCAGCUCCGAGGCCUCCCCGCUCCAGCACGCAUCCAUGGUCGGGUCGUACGAAGAAAGCAUCCUCCGGGGCCGCAUGUCGACCACGCCGUCCAAGCCACUGGAAUUUUUGGCGCAAAUUGGAGUCUUGGGCCUUGGGAAGUGCAAGCCAAGUCUGCGCUGUCCGCCCCACGUGACGCUGCCUUUCUCCGCCGUGUUCUACAGCUAUCCCAGCAGUUUCAACGGCGCUGAGGACGGGCCGAGCCCCUAUGUCGGACAGAUCGACCUCGAGAACGGGCUGCCGAAUCCAGAAGAGGGGCAGCGAGCCAGGAGGAAGCUUCAGUCCCGCUAUCAGGACCGCCAGGCCGUGGCAGAAGGAGACCCCUUGGCUCGAGAGAGUCCAGUUGACCUCUCGGACGGCGAUGGGUCCUCCAAGCCUGGGAGACCGAAACGGCGUUCUAGAUCACCCAAGGCGCCCCCUGGCGGCUGCUACCGCAUCCCUGAGAAGGGCCAGCUCCAGGUCAUCAUCAAGAACCAGAACAAGACCGCCGUCAAGCUCUUCCUGGUGCCCUAUGACCUAACAGGCAUGGAACCAGGCACCAAGACGUUCAUCCGCCAGCGCAGCUACUCCACCGGCCCGGUCAUCGAAGCAGAUCUCCCCGCCGCCAAAGACCCGCCGCUCGCGGGACCCGACCGCCCCACGCUGCGCUAUCUCAUCCAUAUGCACAUCUGCUGCCCAUCCAAAGGGCGCUACUACCUGUACAGGUUCAUCCGCGUCGUCUUUGCCAACCGCGUACCCGACGGCAAGGAGCGCCUCCGCAACGAGGUGACAUACCCCGACCCGCGAUUCACCCCGUACAAACCCAUCCGCGUGAUGCAUCCGUCGUCGGCCUCAGUCAGCCACGCCACUACCGGCGCUCCGGGCUACGGGAAUAUCAGCACCUCUCCCAGUGCCGCUCUAACCGCAGAGCGAGCCUUCCGCCGCCGCAGCGCCGGCUUCUCCUUCGGCGGCCACCAUUCCCUUUCCCACAGUCAUCAUUACAGGGAUCACAACCGGCCUCAAGCAUUGGACAUGCCCGAUUCCCAGCCAUUAUCGACGCAAAUGACCUUGUCCGCAGCCAACCAUGCGCGGACCGACUUCACCGCCGGCACCGACCAGGACCCCAUUGCCACAACAAUGCCAGGGUUAGAAAUGACCGGCCCCUCACCAGUUCCCACCAGCAAUCCCACAUCAUCCUCACCACCACCACCGCCACCACCACCACCACCACCACCACCGCCACGACGAGCACCAGCAGGUCCCUACGCCAAGCUCGGCAGAGGCGACGCCGGCUACGGUCACGGCAACGGCCCCAGCGGCGGCAGCACCCCGACCGUUGCCGCAACCGAGGGUCUCAUCUCCCAGCGCCUCCGGUCGCUAGGCGCUGUUCCCAUGCCACCCGGACCAUCACCGGAAGAUGGCCCCGGAUAUGGCGGCGGCGGCGGCGGUCGCGGCGGUGGUGAUGACGAUGGUGGUAAGGAUCAAGCGCCUGUCUAGCACGCUGGACCCGACUGUGUCAGUCUGCUCCCUCUUGUCUACCUCGCUAGCUACCUACCUCAGCGGCCUACCUAACCUACCUACCUACCUUCCUUGUCCUCUCACCUUGGCCGCCUUUUUACCUUUAACUACCCACCUAUGGAUGUUGCAAAGUCACACACACACACACAAACACCAACAACGGGCGGCUGUUUGGUCGUCAGAUCCUUGGUUCGAUUCAAACAUGGGAGAUUUAAACAUGGGAAAGAUCAAUAAAUCAAUCAAUGACGCUAGCUGAUCGGACGCCGCGCGGGGGAACUGGGGACUUCGCAACUAUUG
Thermothielavioides terrestris NRRL 8126 is the source of this 3057-nucleotide messenger RNA. RefSeq lists its product as uncharacterized. The transcript is spliced from 2 exons. The coding region runs from base 199 to 2739 and encodes 846 amino acids. The record is from RefSeq and is a predicted model, not a curated record. Lineage: Eukaryota; Fungi; Ascomycota; Sordariomycetes; Sordariales; Chaetomiaceae.